Molecule: messenger RNA, 888 nt
Organism: Ipomoea triloba (trilobed morning glory)
Lineage: Eukaryota; Viridiplantae; Streptophyta; Magnoliopsida; Solanales; Convolvulaceae
Product: CASP-like protein 2A1
Exons: 3
Coding region: 99-725 (208 amino acids)
Source: RefSeq, a predicted model, not a curated record
UCAUCUCACUGUCCCCUUUGCCAUAGUCUUCGUUGGCUGCUAACAAGCUAGGGAAUUGAAUACUCCACUCUAAACAAAGAAAAUUCCAAAAUUUCGUGAUGGGGGGCAAGACUCAGACGAACACUGUGUUCUCUGCAAAUUCUCCUCCCGUGGGUAUGGAGAGUUCAGGGGAAGAUGAGAGAGGAAGCACCGUCGCCACCGGCGGCGUGCGCACGGCGGAGACGAUGCUCCGCCUCCUUCCGAUGGGUCUGUGUGUGGUGGCGCUUGUCAUCAUGCUCAAAAACUCCCAGACUAACGACUUUGGUUCCCUCUCCUACUCAGACCUUGGAGCCUUCAAGUAUUUGGUACAUGUAAAUGGAAUUUGUGCAGGCUAUUCACUCCUAUCAGCUGUGGCUGCAGCCAUACCUAGGCCAUCGAGCAUGCCUCGCGCCUGGACUUUCUUCCUACUCGAUCAGAUCCUCACAUAUGUGAUUCUGGGAGCUGGAGCUGUGGCAACAGAGGUGGUUUAUCUAGCCUACAAAGGCGACAGCGCGGCCAUGUGGAGUAAAAGUUGCGGCUCAUUUGGCGGGUUCUGCCACAAGGCCACUGCAUCUGUUGCCAUCACUUUCACCGUAAGCCUAUGCUACAUCGGGAUUUCACUCAUUUCCUCCUACAGACUCUUCAGCAAGUAUGAUGCACCCGUUGGUUUCUACAAUAACAAGGGGAUAGAAAUCUCGGCUUUCUAAAGGGCAGCCUGUGAACUACGUAGUUAUCACAACUGUAAUAAGAUAAUAAGACACUAUGUUCAGUAUGUUGCAUGUGCUAAACUACGUUACCUUCAAAGUUGUAUAAUGAUUAUACACCCUACUUGGCAUCUUUUGCAUAUGAAUUACAACAGAUUUAACCAAA